Molecule: messenger RNA, 1062 nt
Organism: Heterobasidion irregulare TC 32-1
Lineage: Eukaryota; Fungi; Basidiomycota; Agaricomycetes; Russulales; Bondarzewiaceae
Exons: 7
Coding region: 1-1062 (353 amino acids)
Biological process (GO): ribonucleotide metabolic process; RNA catabolic process
Cellular component (GO): nucleoplasm; ribonuclease H2 complex
Source: RefSeq, a predicted model, not a curated record
AUGACGACUCACAUUGCUGUCCUUCCUACAGAUGUCCUGGACACGAUAUCCAUGAAACUCAACGAGAGGGUUGUAGGGAACGGAAUCAACGGAUGCCCAACAAAUGCACAAUUUCUCCGACUCCCUCACCCCAGAACGGGCAUCCCCUCUCUAUUUCUACCAUAUCGCUUGUCGAAGACAGACAAUACAAUACGAUGGGGGCUUCUUGAGGUGCAAUCUGUAACACCCCCAAAUCCACGCUCUUGGUUAUUUUCAAGCGAUGAAGUAGUAGAAGAUGGGAAAUUGCUGGUUAUGACACCUAUCGAUCCGACAUUCGUCUUGAUACCCAUCUUACAAGUCGCUAGACCACCCGGCGGAACGCUGGGGAAGUUUUGCCCAUUACACGAUAUUUUUGACGAAGUCGCUUUAAAGCUUGCACAACAGUCUGUCGGGUCUUCUUGCAUCGACUCGUCCUCCGUCAUUUCGUCAAGGGACAUACUAUCCCUGGCUUCUUUGGACUGUAUAUCCGAUGCCAUGAGGCGACUAUGCGAUGUCAAGGACAUCACAGCUGAUAUCACCGUAUACCGAUACUCCGAGGAGAAGCUAGUUGAGUACUUACGUGGAAAAGUGUCUCGCUUGUCAAAGCAGCAAGUGUCCGAGAAGUCCAGAACAGUGACACGGAGAUUGGCGAAGGAUGGCCUUAUGGAUGACGGCAAAGAACGCCUAUUAGAGCGUAAGCUCUCAAAUAUGACUACGAGAACAUUGCCUGAAUAUGUAGUAGUUGGCCGCAUCAAGGCCGCUUGCGAUCUCGUUUCGCAGUAUUUGCCCCCGGACACGUACAAGUCCUUGAAGGCGUCCUAUGACUUCAGUCCAUUGGAUGAACAUUUGAAGGCUUUAGAAAAUGAAAUGACCGCGAUGACUGUCGUGAAUGCUCCUGCAUCCAAGGCGAAAAAGGUUAAUGGAGAUGAGCAAGAUGGGAAGAAGCGAAAAAUGAAGCCCAAGGGCUCUCAAGGCACAGAGAAGUUGAAAAAGGCGAAUUUGAAUGGGAUGUCGAAGAUAUCAUCUUUUUUCCAAAAGAAGUGA